GCCCCGCCCCUCCCCCUCCGCGGCGCGCGCGGAGCUGCUGUUCCGGGUUCCCCUGGACGGAGCUGGAUCCUGCUUUUCGCCAAGGCAGGAAGUGAGUUUCGCACGGCAAUUCCGGGCGGUGUCACGAGUGAAAAAGUUUUUUUUUUUUUUUUUUUUUACUCCUCCUCUCGGCGGAGAUCCUAGUUGGGGCUGGGAAACUCCUGCAAACUCGAGACCAGGAAGCCAGCCCGCAUCCCAACCCCCACCAAAGCAACCUACUCUGCUACUGCGGGCGGCCACUGCACAUCCGUUCUCACCGGAGAGACUCGGCUGGAUGCGAAGUGACUAACACCGGCGAGGGAAUCAUGGCCAGCGAAGCCUUGAAAAAGCAGCCCUGAGACGCCGUCCGACCGAAAGAAUGUUGGCUCAAUUAAGAAACACCAGGGAAAUAAAUUCAACCCAGUGUGUCUAAAAAUGACUACAAAACGAAGUUUGUUUGUGCGGUUGGUACCAUGUCGCUGUCUUCGAGGGGAAGAGGAGACUGUCACUACUCUGGAUUAUUCUCAUUGCAGUUUGGAACAAGUUCCCAAAGAGAUUUUUACUUUUGAAAAAACUUUGGAAGAACUCUAUUUAGAUGCUAAUCAAAUUGAAGAACUUCCAAAGCAACUUUUUAACUGUCAGUCUCUACACAAACUGAGUUUACCAGACAAUGAUUUAACCACAUUACCAGCAUCUAUUGCAAAUCUUAUUAAUCUCAGGGAACUGGAUGUCAGCAAAAAUGGAAUACAAGAGUUUCCAGAAAACAUAAAAAAUUGUAAGGUUUUGACAGUUGUGGAGGCCAGUGUAAACCCUAUUUCCAAGCUCCCUGAUGGAUUUUCUCAGCUGUUAAACCUGACCCAGUUGUAUUUGAAUGAUGCUUUCCUUGAGUUCUUGCCAGCUAAUUUUGGCAGAUUAACUAAACUCCAGAUAUUAGAACUCAGAGAAAACCAAUUGAAAAUGUUGCCUAAGACUAUGAAUAGACUGACCCAGCUGGAAAGACUGGAUUUGGGAAGUAAUGAAUUCACAGAAGUGCCUGAAGUACUUGAGCAGCUAAGUGGAUUGAAAGAAUUUUGGAUGGAUGGUAAUAGACUGACUUUUAUUCCAGGGUUUAUUGGUAGUUUGAAACAGCUCACAUAUUUGGAUGUUUCUAAAAACAAUAUUGAAAUGGUUGAAGAAGGAAUUUCAGCAUGUGAAAACCUUCAAGACCUCCUAUUAUCAAGCAAUUCACUUCAACAACUGCCUGAGACUAUUGGUUCACUGAAGAAUGUAACAACUCUUAAAAUAGACGAAAACCAAUUAAUGUAUUUACCAGACUCUAUAGGAGGGUUAAUAUCAAUAGAAGAACUGGAUUGUAGUUUCAAUGAAGUUGAAGCUUUGCCUUCCUCUAUUGGACAACUUACUAACAUAAGAACUUUUGCUGCAGAUCAUAAUUACUUACAGCAGUUACCCCCAGAGAUUGGAAACUGGAAAAAUGUAACUGUGUUGUUUCUCCAUUCUAAUAAGCUUGAGCUACUUCCAGAGGAGAUGGGUGAUAUGCAAAAAUUAAAAGUCAUUAAUUUAAGUGACAAUAGAUUAAAGAAUCUGCCCUUUAGCUUUACAAAGCUACAGCAAUUGACAGCUAUGUGGCUCUCAGAUAAUCAGUCCAAACCCCUGAUACCUCUUCAAAAAGAAACUGAUUCAGAGACUCAGAAAAUGGUGCUUACUAACUACAUGUUCCCUCAGCAGCCAAGGACUGAGGAUGUUAUGUUCAUAUCAGAUAAUGAAAGUUUUAAUCCUUCAUUGUGGGAGGAACAGAGGAAACAGCGAGCUCAAGUGGCAUUUGAAUGUGAUGAAGACAAAGAUGAAAGGGAAGCACCUCCACGGGAGGGAAAUUUAAAGAGAUAUCCAACACCAUACCCAGAUGAGCUUAAGAAUAUGGUCAAAACUGUUCAAACCAUUGUACAUAGAUUAAAAGAUGAAGAGACCAAUGAAGACUCUGGAAGAGAUUUAAAACCACAUGAAGAUCAGCAAGUUGUAAACAAAGAUAUGGGUGAAAAGACUUCAGAAAGUACUGCUGCAAUAAAAAGCAAAGUUGAUGAAAGAGAAAAGUAUAUGAUAGGAAAUUCGAUUUUGAAGAUCAGUGAACCUGAAACUGAGAUCAGUCCUGGGAGUUUAUCAGUGACUGCAAAUAUGAAAGCCUCUGAGAAUGUGAAGCAUAUUGUUAACCAUGAUGAUGUUUUUGAGGAAUCUGAAGACCUUUCUUCUGAUGAGGAGAUGAAAAUGGCAGAGAUGAGACCACCAUUAAUUGAAACCUCUAUUAACCAGCCAAAAGUUGUAGCACUUAGUAAUAACAAAAAAGAUGAUAUAAAGGAUACAGAUUCUUUAUCAGAUGAAGUUACACACAAUAGCAAUCAGAAUAACAGCAAUUGUUCUUCUCCAUCUCGGAUGUCUGAUUCAGUUUCUCUUAAUACAGAUAGUAGUCAAGACACCUCUCUCUGCUCUCCAGUGAAACAAACUCAUAUUGAUAUUAAUGCCAAAAUCAGGCAAGAAGAUGAAAAUUUCAACAGCCUUUUACAGAAUGGAGAUAUUUUAAACAAUUCAACAGAGGAAAAAUUCAAGGUUCAUGAUAAAAAAGAUUUUGACUUACCUGAAUAUGAUCUGAAUAUUGAAGAGCGAUUAGUUCUGCUUGAUAAAGGUGUUGAAUCAACAGCCACAUCCAAUGAAUUUCAGAAAUUAGACCAUCUCAAUAUGAAUUUUAAUAAACUUAUAACUAAUGAAACAUUUCAAACUGAUACGGCGGGAAGAUCAAAGACUCAAGAUAUAGUGCUUGGAACCAACUUUUUAAGCAUUAAUUCUAAAAGAGAAGCUGAGCCUUUGGAAAAUGGAAAUAAGUAUCCUAAUUUGGAAUCCACAAACAAAGUAAAUGGACAUUCUGAGGACACACCACAGUCUCCUAGUAGGACUGAACCACAUGGCGUUGAUGCUGCUGUUGACGUGGGUAUGUCUAAAAGCACUGAAGAUCUCUCUCCUCAGAGAAGUGGUCCAGUUGGAUCUGUUGUGAAAUCUCAUAGCAUAACCAAUAUGGAAACUGGAGGAUUAAAAAUCUACGACAUUCUUAGUGAUAAUGGGCCUCAGCAACCAAGUGCAGCAGUUAAAAUCACAUCUACUGUUGAUGGAAAAAAUAUAGUCAGGAGCAAGUCUGCCACACUGUUAUAUGAUCAACCAUUGCAAGUAUUUACUGGUUCUUCUUCAUCUUCUGAUUUAAUAUCAGGUACAAAAGCCAUUUUCAAGUUUGAUUCAAACCAUAAUCCUGAAGAGCCAAAUACAGUAAGAGGCCCCACAACAAGUGGCCCACAAUCUAUGCCUCAAAUAUAUGGUCCCCCACAAUAUAACAUCCAAUACAGUAGCAAUCCUGCAGUCAAAGACACUUUGUGGCAUUCUAAACAAAAUCCACAAGUAGAUCAAGUAAAUUUUCCUCCUCAGCGCCUUCCUAGAUCAGAGAGCACAGAAAAUCACAGCUAUGCCAAACAUUCUGCCAAUAUGAAUUUCUCUAACCAUAAUAAUGUUCGAGCUAACACUGCAUACCAUUUACAUCAGAGACUUGGCCCAGCAAGACAUGGGGAAAUGUGGGCCAUCUCACCAAAUGAACGACUCAUUCCUGCAGUAACUCGAGGUACAAUUCAGCGACAAAGUAGUGUGUCCUCCACAGCCUCUAUAAAUCUUGGUGAUCUAGGUCCCACAAGGAGGGCCCAAAUUCCUGAAGGAGAUUAUUUAUCAUACAGAGAGUUACAUGCAGUGGGAAGAACUCCUCCAGUGAUGUCAGGAUCACAGAGACCUCUUUCUGCACGAACAUACAGUGUUGAUGGUCCAAAUGCAUCAAGGCCUCAGAGUGCUCGGCCUUCUGUUAAUGAAAUACCAGAGAGAACUAUGUCAGUUAGUGAUUUCAAUUAUUCACGGACUAGCCCUUCAAAAAGACCAAAUACAAGGGUGGGUUCUGAACAUUCUUUAUUGGAGCCUCCAGGAAAAAGUAAAGUUCCUCAUGAUUGGCGAGAACAAGUACUUCGACACAUCGAGGCCAAAAAGUUAGAAAAGAGCAUGCUGUCAAGGUCCUUUAAUUCCAAUUUGACUGCUGUAAGCAGUUUUCACUAUGGCAGCUCUAGGGAUCUGCAUGGCAGCCAGGGCAGUCUUGCCUUGAGUGUUGCAGACGGAAGAGGUUCUGGUGGGCACAUUUUUCGAACAUCCAGUCCAGGAGAUCCUUGCCAAGAUGAUACAUUCAUUUCAGGACAGCAGAACUACUCGUCAGCUACACUUAGUCACAAAGAUGUUCUUCCAGACAGCUUGAUAAAAAUGCCUUUGAGUAAUGGACAGAUGGGCCAGCCUCUCAGGCCUCAGGCAAAUUAUAGUCAAAUACAUCACCCCCCUCAGGCAUCUGUGGCAAGGCAUCCCUCUAGAGAACAACUAAUUGAUUACUUGAUGCUGAAAGUGGCCCACCAGCCUCCACAUACACAGCCCCAUUGUUCUCCUAGACAAGGCCAUGAACUGGCAAAACAAGAGAUUCGAGUAAGAGUUGAAAAGGAUCCAGAACUUGGAUUUAGCAUAUCAGGAGGUGUUGGAGGUAGAGGAAACCCAUUCAGACCUGAUGAUGAUGGUAUAUUUGUAACAAGAGUACAGCCUGAAGGGCCAGCGUCAAAAUUACUGCAACCAGGUGAUAAAAUUAUUCAGGCUAAUGGCUACAGUUUUAUCAAUAUUGAACAUGGACAAGCAGUGUCCUUGCUUAAAACUUUCCAGAAUACAGUAGAACUCAUCAUUGUACGAGAAGUUCCCUCAUAAGCACUGUGGACAAGCAAGGGGGAAGACAGCAAGAUUUACUGGAAGAUACUUGCAGGGGAAAUUAAUAUUUUGACUAUUUUUAUAUAUAAAGAACUCAAAAAAUUAUGUUCAAAUUUGUACAUUAAUGAAAUAAUGGAGCUUGUGGUUAGAGGGAAAGAACCACUGUACAGAAUAUAAAGAAGACUGUUGGAUUCAUACCAUAUAAAACUUACUGUUAGGUUUUUAAACAUAGCAAUCAAGGCUACAAAAACAAACCUAUGUUGUUUUUGUAUAGAUGGUAGUUUUAUUUUUGGAUUUCAUAUACAUGACUGUGUGCAAGGCAAUAGUUAGCCUUGAUUGUAGCCCAGAGACGGAUGGCAGAGCCAUCUAUCUCUUAGCUUUUAUGCCCUUAUUUUUAUUUGACUGGUAUUAAUGUUUUCUGCUGAAACUACUUUUCUUAAUGUGGGCAGAGAUUUGAAGUGUUGGCUUUUGCUAUGUGCAUAUUGAAUUGAAGAGUGAGUAGGUGAAGGUGGUGCUGAUGGGUUCACUUUCCAAGGCCAGAUUAAAAGUUAUUUCCUAUAAAGAUCUGGAAGCAAA
Molecule: messenger RNA, 5403 nt
Organism: Lepus europaeus (European hare)
Lineage: Eukaryota; Metazoa; Chordata; Mammalia; Lagomorpha; Leporidae
Gene: ERBIN
Product: erbb2 interacting protein
Exons: 27
Coding region: 454-4827 (1457 amino acids)
Biological process (GO): neurotransmitter receptor transport, endosome to postsynaptic membrane; neurotransmitter receptor transport postsynaptic membrane to endosome
Cellular component (GO): postsynaptic density; adherens junction; postsynaptic membrane
Molecular function (GO): protein binding
Source: RefSeq, a predicted model, not a curated record